UGUGAUGGUGUGGAAUAGUAUGGGAUGUCUGGGUUGUGCUGGGAUGAGCUGGGAUGGUGCUGGGAUGGUGCUGGGUUGUUCAGGGAUGGUGUGGGAUGACGCUGGGAUUUGCUGUGAUCUGCUGGGAUGUGCUGGGAUCUGCUGGGAUGUUCUGGGAAGGUGUGGGAUGGUUUUGGGAUAUGCUGGGAUGCGGUGGGCUGGUGCUGGAAUGUCCUGGGCUGGUGCUGGUUUGGGGCUGGGAGGGUGUGGGAGGGUGUGGGAAGGUGCUGGGAUGGGGCUGGGAUGGUGCUGGGUUGUACUGGGAUUUGCUGGGAUGUUGUGGGAUGGUGCUGGGAUGUUCUGUAAUGGUGUGGGAUGUACUUAAAUGGUCUUGGCCACAAGGGCACACUGCUGGCUCAUGGCCGACCUGUCGUCCACCAGGACACCCAGGUUCCUCUCUGCAGAGCUCCCCUCCAGCAGCUCAUCCCCCAACCUGUACCGCUGCAUGGAAUUAUUCCUCCCCAGAUGCAAGACUCUACACUUGCUGUUGUUAAACCUCAUCCCGUUUUUUGUGCCCAGCUCUCAGCCUGUCCAGGUCUUGCUGAAUGGCAGCACGGCCUUCAGCCAAUCCUCCCAACUUCGUAUCAUCAGCAAACUUGCUGAGGGUGGCCAUUAUCCCCUCAUCAAGGUCAUUGAUGAAGAUGUUGAACAAGACCGGACCCAGCACAGACCCCUGAGGAACACCGCUAGUUACAGGCCUCCAACCGGAUUCUGCACCACCAACAACAACCCUCUGUGCUCUGCCAGUCAGCCAGUUCUCAACCCACCUCACUGUCCACUCAUCUAUCCCACACUUCCUCAGCUUUGUUAUAAGGAUGUCGUGGGGGACAGCAUCAAAUGCCUUGCUGAAAUCAAGGUAGACUACAUCCACUGCUCUGCCCCCAUCCACCCAGCCAGAGACAACAUCAUAGAAGCCUACCAGGAGAUGGCAUCCAGCACAGCUGUUCCAUCACCUUUCCAGGGACAGAGCUCUGAAGUGGAGAUGCCUCGAUGGCAGCACUUGAUGGCCUGGUUCGGCCCGGUUCCAUGAGCAGCAGGGCGGAAAAGGGAAACAGGGGAUCCCAAAAUGAUUGAAAACAGUGGCAACGA
This is a messenger RNA of Lagopus muta (rock ptarmigan), 1128 nucleotides long. RefSeq lists its product as uncharacterized. The record is from RefSeq and is a predicted model, not a curated record. Lineage: Eukaryota; Metazoa; Chordata; Aves; Galliformes; Phasianidae. The transcript has 3 exons. Bases 365 to 1069 code for a protein of 234 amino acids.